Messenger RNA from Naegleria lovaniensis, 678 nucleotides. RefSeq lists its product as uncharacterized. Gene Ontology annotation, biological process: regulation of DNA-templated transcription. The transcript is spliced from 2 exons. Gene Ontology annotation, molecular function: DNA-binding transcription factor activity, RNA polymerase II-specific; RNA polymerase II transcription regulatory region sequence-specific DNA binding; zinc ion binding. The record is from RefSeq and is a predicted model, not a curated record. Gene Ontology annotation, cellular component: nucleus. The coding region runs from base 1 to 678 and encodes 225 amino acids. Lineage: Eukaryota; Heterolobosea; Eutetramitea; Acrasida; Naegleriidae.
AUGACCAAAGCAGACGUGAGACCAGAUUUGAAUUCGGGUCUCGAGCAACCUACAACCUCGACCUCGAAGAAGGAAAAGAAGAGGAAACCCUAUGUGAAGAGAGCAUGUUUGAGUUGUCAUUCAGCACACGUGGCUUGUGAUUCAGAGAGACCAUGUAGGAGAUGUAAGAAGAAGGGAAUACCUUGUGUCGAUUACAUACCCUCCAAGAAAUCCAAAUCAAAGGCUUCAACUUCGGAUGACGAGUCCGAGCAACAACAAGUGCCUGAACACGACCACCAAUAUUCCGAACCAUCCAACAACAACGCCGUAGGAGAUCAUCCAACCACAUUACCACAUGAUACAGUAUCAUCAACAACAACAACCAAUACAAAUGGUACCGCUGAACAACACCCCCGUCCAUUCUCAUCCCCCGAAAAGUCUCCCACCACCCGAACAAGGAAAAAAAAGUCUCAAGAAAAUGCUGUGUUGAGAGUGGAGGCACCUUCUUCCAAUUUUUUCAUAGACAGUGAACAUCCAACAACAACAUCUUCAUGCAUUUCAAACCCUUCUGCAAAAUAUGAGAGCAGUCUUGCUGCUUCAAAGUCCAGCUUGGUUCAACAUGCAUUGUCCUUAUCGGAAAAACAAAAUCAAAGGAAAACACUACCUGUUGUGGAAAACCAAAACCCUCCAGCACCUUAA